Molecule: messenger RNA, 2482 nt
Organism: Thalassophryne amazonica
Lineage: Eukaryota; Metazoa; Chordata; Actinopteri; Batrachoidiformes; Batrachoididae
Product: SWI/SNF-related matrix-associated actin-dependent regulator of chromatin subfamily E member 1-like
Exons: 11
Coding region: 139-1521 (460 amino acids)
Biological process (GO): negative regulation of DNA-templated transcription
Cellular component (GO): SWI/SNF complex
Molecular function (GO): nucleosomal DNA binding; nuclear receptor binding
Source: RefSeq, a predicted model, not a curated record
UGCUGAUUUUGUCACAGAGAUCUGGCAACCCUUCUCAAGCCCUCUGGUGGCUAGCGGCCUUUUCGGAGGAAACAAAGAAGAAUUUGAGUUCCACAUUAUGGACAUAGGUGUCACUCCUUAAUCCAAACUCCAAUCACAAUGUCAAAACGGCCAUCUUAUGCUCCUCCCCCUCCUCCUGCUCCAACAACCCAAAUGCCUUCCACCCCAGGGUUUGUGGGCUACAACCCUUACAGCCAUCUGGCCUACAACAACCUCCGGCUGGGAGGGAGCUCCGGAGGCUCCAGCAGGAACUCCUCAGGCAUCACUGUCCCAAAGCCUCCCAAACCUCCAGACAAGCCACUGAUGCCUUACAUGCGGUACAGCCGGAAGGUAAGCAGGAAGGUAUGGGACCAAGUGAAGGCAUCCAACCCGGACCUGAAGCUGUGGGAGAUUGGAAAGAUUAUUGGAGGGAUGUGGAGGGAUCUGACCGAUGAAGAGAAACAGGACUACCUGAAUGAAUAUGAAGCGGAAAAGAUCGAGUAUAAUGAUUCUCUGAAGGCCUACCACAACUCACCAGCUUACCUGGCAUACGUUAACGCAAAGAAUCGGGCUGAGGCUGCGAUGGAGGAGGAGAGCCGGCAACGCCAGAGUCGACUGGACAAAGGAGAGCCGUACAUGAGUAUUCAGCCAGCUGAAGACCCUGACGACUACGAUGACGGUUUUUCAGUGAAGCACACGGCAGCAGCUCGCUUUCAGCGCAACCACCGGCUCAUCAGUGACAUCCUGAGUGAGAUUGUGGUGCCUGACGUUCGCUCUGUGGUCACCACAGCUCGCAUGCAGGUCCUAAAGCGGCAGGUCCAGUCGCUGAUGGUGCACCAGAGGAAGCUGGAAGCAGAACUUUUGCAGAUUGAAGAUCGCCAUCAAGACAAGAAAAGACGUUUCCUGGAGACAACUGACUCAUUUAACACUGAACUUAAGCGGCUGUGCAGUCAGAAGGUUGAGGUUGACAUGGAGAAACUAGCAGCAGAGAUGGCGGCCGCUGAGGAGGUAGCGAGGCGCCGGGCAGAGGAGAGGGAGCGUGAGGCUGCUGAGCAGGCGGAGAAAGCUGCUCAGCAGGCUCACCAGCAACAAGAAGCUGCUGCCAACAACGGCCUAGAGCAGAGCAGCGCCAGUGCUAAGAGUGCAGCGAACUCCAGCUCAGGGACUAAAGAUGAUACACCAAUGGAGACUGAUGAGGCAGCGUCUUCCGAGUCCUGCUCAGACUCCCAGCAUCCACCUGGUCUCCAGUCUUCUGCCCCUGAUCACCCCGCCCUUCCCACAGAGCCUCCCAGGGAGAGCAAAAGUGCCUCCAGCGAAGAUGGCAGCAUGCCUCCUUCAUCGUCAGACGGCACCCCGGGAGCAACAACCCCAGACCCGCCAGAGGGCCAGGAAGGCAACCUAGCCAUGGCCCCCGAACCAACGCCUCCCCCACCCUCAGAACCAGCCCCUCCACCGCCACCACUGCUCUCCUCCAGCCAGACCAACCAAUCAUAUGAUAUGUAAUAAAUCUCCACUCUGGGUUUGUUAGCCCCCGUGACGGCUAAACUCAGCCGUAAAGCCGCAGGUCUGCCGGUUCCUCUUCUCGGCAGGUAAAGUCAGACCCAUAUGUUGACAAUGUUAAAUACACAGGAAUAAAAAGAAGUGCUGAAUAAUUGAGGGUAUUUUAGUGGAUUAAGUGGGAUUCAUAUGUAGAUUUUGAGUGGUGAAACUAGAAUUUAACCCGAUCUGUUCUAAGAUUCACUUGUAGAGACACUCGAGUGCAAAACAGUCUUCACUUUCCUACAUUUCAGCCCCGUAUAGUCUUGUAACAGUGCAAAUGAUGCUGGUUGGCACCAAGUCAGAUAUGAAGGAGUGCACGUUUACAUUUCCUCUAAAUGUAUUUAGCAUGCCAUGUGAAUGCACUAAUUGAAAUAUUGUUAAUGAAUACAAGAUUUGAUCCGAUUGUCUUUGUGGUUCAGGUACUGCUUGAAACAAGGCUGUUUUUCCACAAAUGUCACUCGUUGGGUUUUUGUUGGAGGACUGGACAAAAACGGCGAGAUUAGCAUUCUGCCUGUCCAUUUACCUGGAAUCUGAUUCGCAGUCUACCUUUAACAUCUGCUGGAAUAAAAAAAAAAAAGUUCUGUUGGCUUGCUGUGAGGCAGGUCAAGGGCAGCAGCUGACACUGCAGGGUGACUUUUCUGUUCCGCUAUAAAAGCUAAAUGGUCUCGGCUGCUGGUUUCACCAGCUGUUUGUGUUAAUAGGCAUGCUAACUACUGAUUUCAUAUACACACUAAAAUGAAACCCAAUUUGUAGGUGUGGCGCUGAUGGAUUUGGCUUCACCAUUUUAUCAAACAUUUCUUAUAAAUUCUUUAUUAACCACUGUAUUUUUGUGAAGGGAGGGUAACUGUUUUAUUUCACAUUUCGCACCUGAUGUUUUCCACUGAUAAACAGGCACAGAAAGACCUCAACCUUUUUUUUUCUUUUU